This is a messenger RNA of Neocloeon triangulifer, 1266 nucleotides long. RefSeq lists its product as uncharacterized. The coding region runs from base 1 to 1266 and encodes 421 amino acids. The record is from RefSeq and is a predicted model, not a curated record. Gene Ontology annotation, molecular function: odorant binding. The transcript has 12 exons. Lineage: Eukaryota; Metazoa; Arthropoda; Insecta; Ephemeroptera; Baetidae.
AUGUCUCUGCUGAGUUUGGAUGGGCAGUACAAGUACGAAGCUUUGAGAAACAUUAGCACUUCCAACGAAAUGAAGACAGAAGCCCAAAACUUGACAUUUUGGACUUCCGGUUCGGAUGAGGGUUGCGAGUCGGUUUUCGGUUUCUGUUCGGCCAAUCGAUUGUUUCGAAGUGAGUCAAUGUGGCUGCCUGGACAACCAGACAACGCAGGAGGAAAUGAGAACUACGUGGCUGCACACAUUUGGCGCGAGAAAGGUCAAUUGUUGCUGGCUGAUUAUGACGGACGGACCAAAUUCAGAUACAUAUGCGAAAAAAGACGCAAUCCACAGUCAAAAAAUGAAAAACAAACAAUUGUAGACGAAUGCUCAUUAAUCUACAAAGUCACUACAACCGAAAUUGACUUGCUGCGGAAUACAACAAAAUGGGACUUGCGUAUGAAGUGUUUCAUUCAAUGUGCUGGAGAUGCUCUGGGGCUGAUUGUUGGUGGGAGGUUUGUGGAGAGCAAAGUUUUCGCAAUUCUGGAAACCAUGUCUCUGCAAAAUGUGGACGAGCUCAUCAAAAAUAUGGCCAUCAUGGACGAGUGUAACAAUAAAACAUACGGUAUGGACGAGUGUGACAAGGCGUAUCGGUUAACAAAGUGUGCCAGGGACAAGGCGCCACAGGUCUUUGACCAAAUCAUCAAAGACUUGGACAAGCAAGCUGCAGAGCGCGAUGAAUUAUUUUCAACUUCAUCUGGAUGUGUUUCAAAUACGACUUGCAUUGUUAAUGAAACUGUUAAGAACGAUUUAUUCUCAUUACAUCUGAAAAUGAAUGUGUCGACGUGCGCUGAUUACAUCAAUGGAACGUGGGUCUGCAAAUGCAACGAUUCUAAAUUGAUUUUGAUUAGUUAUCGUAAUUCAAACUACUACACUUUCGCAGACGCAGUGAGGCUUUGCUGCUAUUUUGGAUUGAGAUUACUGUCGCCCUUCAAUUAUGUUAAUGCUACAAAUUGUUACGAACUGCCGCUUAUUCAAUCGACCUACGCAAACCGUUCCUGGACGUAUGCAAAUGCUCUUGUGGUCGACACGGCGAGUGGGUUGGUCCGCGAUUGCGAAUCCGGCAGGGAUUUUUAUCCACAAAAUCUUAAACCGAGUCACAGAAUGAUAUUUGAUACAAAUAAUGUACUUAGCGGUGGGACCCUGGUCGCUUUUUACAGCCUUAACAGUGGCAGUCCGGAAUAUUCAGCCAUGGGAUCAAAUCAUCUGAAUUCAUUUAUUUGCGAGAGUUAA